This is a messenger RNA of Cylicocyclus nassatus, 3699 nucleotides long. The record is from the annotation of a GenBank genome assembly. NCBI's taxonomy places the organism in Eukaryota, Metazoa, Nematoda, Chromadorea, Rhabditida, Strongylidae.
UUUUAGAUUGCAAACAAUGGAUUUGCUAGAUAAUAUUACGUCAAUGAUGAGCAAUACAGAGGAGGACCGCUAUAAAAAUCGACCCAAAAAAGAAGUGAAAACCGAGCCCGAAGAAGGUGAUGGAUCUUCAUUUGCUCAACCGUCUUCGUCUUUUCGUAUACCAAAGAAAAAAUCCGGUGACUCUCAUGGAACGGAUGUGAAAACAGAGUCUCCCCUCAGCAGUUCUAGUCGAUCGUCGCACUAUGAUAGGGACGUAAAGUCGGAGCGUCCUCAUAGUCGAACAUCGAACUACGAUAGAUAUGAUGACCGUGAUCGGGAACGGUCUUCAUCGCAUUCCUAUAGGCGUAACUCGGACACUCGUCUUCCUUCGAACUAUAAGAAAUAUUCUGGAGACCGACGCGGCUCUUACGAUAGAAGGGGAUCCGAUGAUCGCUAUCGUUCACGAGAUGUACCAAUGGAAGUCGAUAGCAAAUAUGGGAUGAGAGAAGAGUUCAAAUCUGAGCCGAGAGGUUUUGGGAGGCCUAUCAAACAGGAUUACAAGCCAUUCGAUGCUGAAACUGUGGGCGACUUUGUCAUUCCACAUAAAGUGGAAAUCGAGAUGAAUGGGCUGCAGCUUGAUCUGAGCUGUGCUCCGGAGUCUGUAGACCGUUACCAUAUCACGAUAACGAAAAUUCUGAAAAAGAAAGAAAAAGACGCUACGAAAGGCCCCAGAGAGGAUCUUCCAACCCAGCAGCGUCGUCGAGCCUUGUUCGCUGUCUUCAGGCAGUUGGUAAAGUCCAACCCGGACGUGUUCGGUGAUGAUCGCCACAAACACGUAUAUGAUCUAGGAAAUACCUUUUAUUCUGUUGGAUGCAAUAUCACAGAGGAACACGGUGUUUGUGAAUUCAAAAUCGCUGCUGAUGAAAUCAGGAGCGACUUCAGCAGGACUUUCUUGUCCAAGGGUGGUCUCAAAGAAUUGAUUUUUACUGUACAGUGGACUGGACAGGUUUUCAUCCGAGGUCCCAAAUUAAAUGAAAAUGAUGGUAGCCGCCGGGAGGCAGCUAGAUUCUUUGAUGUUUUAACGAGCCAGAUUCUGUACCAUGGCGAUCAUCAUAUCUUUGGGAAUAAGUUUUUCGAGAAACAGUGUGAAAAGGAUGCGAACUUAGGAGAAGGCAAAUGUGUGAAGAGUGGCUUCGAGAAAAAUGUUCGAUUUCUGGGUGACAGCGAUGAUACUGCAGUACCAAUUCUGCAAAUUGACACAAAGAAAUCGCCGUUUUACAACGAACAGUCUGUGCUGCAAUUUAUCCGUGAAUUAACUGGACGUGAUCCUGAAGAGGCCAUGAGAGUGAAGAACCUUGUGAAAAAAAUAGUAAAGGAACUCAGAGGUUUGGUCGUUACUACUACGCACACACAUAGGACUCUGUAUAUUCAUGGAAUUAUUGAGAAGAAUGCAUGCACACAAGUAUUCGAGACUAACGAAGGAGAAAUUUCCGUGGAACACUAUUUUUAUGAACAAUAUCGUCUCCAAUUGAAAUAUCCGCAAUUACCACUUGCUACGGAGCGCAAAGCCGGGGGUAGUUAUAGCUUUUACCCGCUUGAAGUGCUUACAAUCGAGCGUGGACAGCGGGUCGACAAUGCAAGACUUGCGGGACCAAUGACUGAUAGAAUGAUACAACAAUGCCGUUUGCUUCCAAAUCAAAUGCGUGAACAUAAUAGAGACCAGCUCGACUUCGGCCGCGUAAAUGACAGUGAAAAUCCGUACCUCAUUGCCUUCGGAGUUCAAGCUAGCGAAAACUUCAUCACCAGUGAGGCUAAAGUAUUGAGUGCACCGGAAAUCAAGUAUAAAACUGAUACUCUCCAACCGGAUCGCAGCGGUCCUAUGUUAUUUUGGCGUCUGAGAAAAGCACAGUUUCUGCGGCCCGCAACCGUUGACACUGUUUCCAUCAUUGUAUUUGACAAAGCAAUGGAUAAUAGACAAGCUCUUGACUUUUUCCAUUCACUGGCUAGAGCAGGCCGCGAUCGUGGUAUGGACAUUCGAGACGACGUGAAGGUAACACAGCUUCCAUCCGAGGUAGAUGAAAUGACCGAACGACAUUUCAAUACGAAAUUUAGUUCAUGCGCUGGGAAAGUAUCCAUAAUCAUGUGUAUAACGAAGAUAAAGAAGGAUGAUGUGCAUGAUACCAUCAAAAAGCUGGAAGCUAAAUACAGAAUCGUCACUCAACACGUAAGCAGGGACACCGCUUUGGCGUGCAUAAGAGGAGGGAAGACGCUUGAGAACGUACUGUUGAAGUUCAAUGCCAAAAACGGAGGGUUAAACCACACAGUAAGUGCACCAAGACAAGCGCUUAGCAAUGCAGCAUCACAACGAGAUGUAAAUAGUCGCUUGUUCCAUAGAAAAAUGUUUGUCGGUUUCGAAUUAUCUCAUGCUGCUGCGCAGUCGCUUUAUGAUCGCCAGAAUAACGCUGCAGUCAAAGAGCCCACUGUAGUUGGGUUUUCGUACACACUGGGGGAGCCUUCAGAUCUGUCGGGGUUUUGGUGGUAUCAACAACCAAGGCUUCACACUGUUCAGUAUAUCGCCAAACACUUCUCUCGGGCAUUCUUGGACUAUCACAAGAACAACAAGCAGCAGCUUCCUUCGGAAGUUUACGUGUAUAGAUCUGGAACGAGUGAGGGUGAAUACUCAGAGGUUGUCGAUGAGGCUAAGGAAAUCCGCGCCGUUGCAGAAAAACUGAGAGAUCUCAAUGGUGGUAGACCGUACCGACCGAAAAUCACAGUAAUUGUAGCUCAAACGCAUAGUAACUACAGAAUUAUGCCCGCCAGACUACCCCCUGUUGGGGGAGGUCGUUGGAAGGCUCAGGAUCUCAACGUUGCUUCUGGGACAUGUGCGGAUUCGGUUAUAGUUCACCCACGAUAUCGAGAAUUCAUUAUGACAUCUCAGCAAGCUAAUAUUGGUACCUCGAAACCGACCAAGUACACAAUUGUCGUUGAAGAUGAACCGCAAAUGUCAAUUGUAGAUGCGGAGCACAUCGCUCAUUACCUCUGUCAUGCUCAUCAGCAAUCUACGUUGCCAACGCAUGUACCGGCUGUUUUAUAUGCUGCGGAGAACUUAGCAAAAAGAGGACGGGCUGCGUGGAAGUCAAAAAUAAGUGAGAACUGGGAUGGUGCCUCAUCGAUGUCGGGGAGCCGAAUUUCGCUCAGAGAGGGAGAGAGUGCUGAAGACUUCUACAACAGGAUCACCGAGGAGUUGAUGAACUCGCUACCGCAUCAAUACUUUGCAUAAAUAGCACACAGUGUUUGUACUGUAUAAAUAGCACACAGUGUUUGUAUAAAAUUCUUCUCAAAUCGGGUUUAUAUCGUUUAUAUGGCAAAGGUUUUUUUUUCAAUUUCCGUGAUGGUUUUAAUCUCAUAAGCAUGUCUCUCACGUCAAAGGUGCUAUUAGCUAGCUUUAUAUUGUAAAUAGGAUGUAUUAUAGGACGUGCUUUGCAUAUCAGGAUUGAAAGCGCUGUGUUAGGCGUUCAUUGAUGCCUUCUUUUGUGACUUUCACUUUUCACUGUUUUAUAUGGAUCACGUAGUUGUUUGUUUUAUUGGCCAUUUUUGUUGCCAGUUAUUGCUGGAUCAAUGUUCACUGUCUUGCCUUUUUUUAUAGAUUACUAGCUAUAAAGGUAGUCGUAGAUAUUUUUGGUGAUUUUUGGUGUUCUUGGAUGAAGGUUGACACAGCAC